This is a messenger RNA of Amblyraja radiata (thorny skate), 1162 nucleotides long. Its product is annotated as archaemetzincin-2. The record is from RefSeq and is a predicted model, not a curated record. Gene Ontology annotation, biological process: proteolysis. The transcript is spliced from 4 exons. Lineage: Eukaryota; Metazoa; Chordata; Chondrichthyes; Rajiformes; Rajidae. Bases 388 to 1032 code for a protein of 214 amino acids. Gene Ontology annotation, molecular function: metallopeptidase activity.
UCGCGUCCGCCCUCCGCUCGCGCGUUAACGGUUACUGGGGCGCGCGACGCCUGCGCUUCGUCGUCAAUGGCAAAGAUCUUAUAGCGGGGUCAAUGGAGCGAGCGGGCGGCGGCGGCAACCUGGUUGGUGGCUCGGGCCUGCGUGUGGACCCGCUGUACCUAGGAGUGUGCACCGGCUCCUGAUCUGUGUGCGUUUGGCCUGCUUGAAAAAACUGCCCCCAGCAAAGGUGACAAUGCAUGGAAUGUAAUGAGGCAACUGAUGAAACUGUGAUGAUAGAAUGAAGGAAAGCAAUGUCGAAAUUCUUGGGUGCUCUUACUCUUAGGUAGACCCAAGGAACUGCAGUUGCUGGUUUAAGACUAGGUUUCUCAGACAAAUAUCACGUAAAUAAUGUCAUCUGUUUUAUCAAUGGAGACAAUCAAACACAGCGAAGAGAUGCUGAGGACAGCCCUAAUUUCUAAUCAUAAGGACUUUAUUGACAUGUAUCAGAAGUACACUCCAAAUGUGAAAAGGCUCCUCGAAGAAGCAUUUAAGGCAAACAGUAUUCUUUUCAAACCCAUUGAGUUACAAUCAAAGUCUGAUUGGAUCCUGAGCCAUCCUGAACCAAAGCAAGAUUUCUACACAUAUUACACCAACUCGCACAGAAAGACACCAGUUCCUGGGGAAAAUAUUAUUUGCAUUCAGAUCAUUGGUACUUUAACUCAUGAAAUUGGGCACAUUUUUGGCAUGCAGCACUGCCAGUGGCUGCAAUGCAUUGUGCAGGGAUCCAACCAUUUAGAAGAGUCCGAUCGGCGCCCUAUUGACUUAUGCCCUAUAUGCCUACGAAAGCUGCAGUGUGCCAUCAACUUUGAUAUUAAAGAGAGAUUUAAGGCGUUAUUGAGGUGGAUUGAGGAAGAUUCCAAAUCUGACCCUUUGGUUCAACCCAUGUUAACAUCUCACAAGCCCACUGAAGCAUUUCAAAACUGGAAAGUGUCUGCAGCAUUUGGAGGAGUGAAAUUUAAUCAGCUUGAUUCACUACGAAAUGGCCAGGUAUAAAGUUUUAGACCUCUAUUUGAACUCCACUAAAUUCUUUAUAAUACAAUCACAUGCCGAUUAACUCUUAAAAGUAUGUGCGUAGCAAUCUGUGGUGUGAAUUUGUGGAAUGGUCUGGAACAGGAGAUAAAAC